UCUGCGCAGGACUGCAUUUCACAUAAAAUAAUACCUGAAAACACCCGCACCCGCCAAUAUGAUCGUAUUCCUGUUAGGGCUGACAUCUUUUAUCAUCCGCGAACACAGACGGAGCAGACGGCGCAGCGUAGAAAUACACACGCAACUCGGCCCGGGCCUGACGAGCGUGGUAGACCACCAGACUCAGGUCGACGCAGCGACCAUCAGAUCGGAACUUGAACUUGACGAAAUAACUACAACCGACAAAGAGACACAAACAUAUGGAGUCUGGUGGGCCCCAGUACUUGAAAGAAUCUACCCGCUCGUUGGCGGAAGAGUGCUGAGCGCUAGGGACACCACCCCUAAAUUCCAGUACGCAGGGCGAGAUUCGGAAACAGAGGUUCGGCUCCGGCCUAUUGAUUUGGAAGGUCAAAUUUCAGUCGAAAUUGUGAGCCGCGGUGUCGGGACUCAUCGUUGUCGCCGAACACAGUACCGGGCUUCCGAUAUUGAUAUGAGCGUAAUUCGCGAUGAAAUUCGUAGGGGUGGCGUUGAGUACGACGCCUUCAUGACUCCGGAUGGGUGGAUCCAGGGUUACCGCUGGUUAUCUCAUUCGGAACAUGACGGCGAGGACGGUACUGACUGAAAUUGAGCCGGUAUCGUCACUACAUACAGACGUACAUGACGUAACAUGCGGCUAGACACACACAAACACUCACUAUACUUACUAGUAAUACACCGGCCCACAGAAAAUAUACAUAUUCUACAUCUAGGUACAUACAUUAGUUCUCCCCCCUCCCCACUACGAUCACGAAAAAUGACAAACAUCAAAAAAUGCCUCACCAGAAUCAAGUAAGCAUUUGGAGGCCUUGACUGAGUCAAGAUUGUUUGAAGAAAGAUAUUUGAUGCAGUGAACAAGAAAAUGAAGGCAGCAAAACCUGCCCGAAAACCUGAUGGAGGGCAACAAGAGCAAAAAGAAAUCCAUGUGCAUGAAAAUCUG
Molecule: messenger RNA, 976 nt
Organism: Homalodisca vitripennis (glassy-winged sharpshooter)
Lineage: Eukaryota; Metazoa; Arthropoda; Insecta; Hemiptera; Cicadellidae
Exons: 4
Coding region: 59-622 (187 amino acids)
Source: RefSeq, a predicted model, not a curated record